This is a messenger RNA of Plasmodium berghei ANKA, 333 nucleotides long. RefSeq names its product LIMP protein. The transcript is spliced from 6 exons. Bases 1 to 333 code for a protein of 110 amino acids. The record is from RefSeq and is a predicted model, not a curated record. Lineage: Eukaryota; Apicomplexa; Aconoidasida; Haemosporida; Plasmodiidae.
AUGGUGAUAAAAUUAAUUUUUUUAUUUGUGUUUUUUUUAAUGUCUCUUAAUUUAAAACUUGCAUUAAUAAAAAUAGAAAAUGAAAACAAACACAACACAUUCCUUCAAAUCGAUAGGGACAUGAACGAACCACCUUAUCCUGUGAUUAAUGUUCAUUAUACCGAAUCCCCCUUAAGUGGGGACCUAGUAAAACAAAUAGAAAACAAUAGACACAUAGAAAAAUAUGAAACCCAAAACUAUUUUAGAAAGGGCCUGGAGUCGAAUAAAUAUUUCAUGGAUUACUCACAAAACCAAAAAAGCCAAUUGGAAUUGCUAAUUAAUUUAAAUGGAUAG